GACAGUCCGUGUCUGUCAGAGAUGUGUCACAGCCGCCAGCCAUCCAUGUAUCUUUCAAGAAAAGCACAAUGGCGUUAAAUUAGCAAACGUCUGACGUUUUUGAUUUUAUUAUGUGAAAGAAACCAAUACCAAAGUAAUUUUCAACCAAAGAAACCCGUAACGUACCGCAAAAUGUAAUAACCCCCCAAAACCAAAGAAAUCCACGCAAAUCAUGACUAUAAAACCAAGUGUCCACGAGAACAAGCUUUAAUAGAAUAUUGUACAAAAUGGGUUGUGUUAGCAGCAAGCCUGACAUAAACGACCAGCACCCGAACAUCUUCCAGGUGUCGAACGUCAACGAUCAAGGCGAUUUAGUCAGUCCCGGGCAGCUAGAAGUCACCGAAACCGAACUAGUCUUAUACCAAAGAGGCAAAAACCCCACAAUAUGGCCGCUGCGCUCCCUGCGGAAGUACGGCUUCGACUCGGAGAUCUUCAGCUUCGAGUGCGGCCGGAGGUGCCCCACCGGCCAGGGCAUCUACGCCUUCCGCUGCCGCAAGGCCGAGCAGCUGUUCAACAAGGUCCAGCAGCACAUCGUGCGCAACUCCAGCGACGAGGCCAACCCCAUGGGGGUGAGCGUCAUCAACCCGGAGUUCCCUGUCCCGGCGGCCUGCACCGGCCCGCCCGUACAAAGACGCAUACCGUCCCAGCCCGAGGGCUACCUCAACCCCGUGGCGGCCCCCAACAGCGUGCGCCCGCACCCCAGUCUGAGUCGCCCGGGCUCGCUGACGAGCAACGGGCCGCUGAGCCCCGCGGGGGCGUCGCCGCCGCCCGACUCGGCGCAGGAGCACAACAACAACAAGCGCGGCAGCCUGGGGGCGGAGUACACGAACUCGGGUACGGUGGAGGAGGGGCUGCCGAACUACGCGAACCUGGGGCUGGUGGCGUCGCCGACGGCGACGGUGCCCGCUGAAGGUUACAUCACGGUGAUGGAUAGUCCGUGUCACUUGUACAUGAACGUGGACGCCGCCGCCAAGGAGGGGAACGGGAGCGACGAGGACUCGAGGCACUGCUAUGCCAACAUUGACACCAAAGAACUAGAACAUUUAAGGCCGUUGCUGAAGUCCAGCAUCGACACCCCGUUGCCGAGCGUGCCGCAGACGCCGACCGCUCUCUACCUCGCCGUGCACGAGGUCAACUACGCCGAGCUGGAUUUGGACCCGGGGAAGAGUGAUGUCGCGGCCUCUCAGGUCACGCCCGAGAGUCCGAACAAGUCCAAGAAGAGCUAUGCCACGAUAGAUUUCCAGAAGACGAACGCGCUGUCGCAGUCAAUAAAUCCGCCGAUGGAGGUGGAGGAAGGCAGCAGGAAAACUAGACAUAAUUCUACUAUUAGUGAUGUAACAACUACUAGGCAUAGCAACUCACUAAGUGACUAACACAUCGAAUUAUAAUACAAAUUUUGUGAUUAUGUAUGAUUUAUUUAAUAAGGUGACGAGGUUUUCGUAAUUUUUCCAAGGUGUUUCUUUUUACAGACCGCGACUAAACAUCGAUUAUUGCAAAGGGCCUUUCGUUUUGUCACCUUAUUAGGUACUUGUGAUUAUCUACAACAUGUAAAUUUGUCAACUUUUCUUUUGUAAAAACAAAUUUACAAAUGCCAAAGAUAUUUGAUAAUUGUUAAUGAUUUAAGUAUGUAUAAAAAAGGUGAUGUAUUAUUUUAGUAUAUUAUACAUUGCGAAAGUAACUAAUUAUAGUACAGUUAAAUAUAUUAUAUUUAAUUUUUAAUAAAUGACAUUUUACAAGU
Molecule: messenger RNA, 1777 nt
Organism: Zophobas morio
Lineage: Eukaryota; Metazoa; Arthropoda; Insecta; Coleoptera; Tenebrionidae
Product: fibroblast growth factor receptor substrate 2
Exons: 2
Coding region: 267-1412 (381 amino acids)
Biological process (GO): fibroblast growth factor receptor signaling pathway
Cellular component (GO): cytoplasm
Molecular function (GO): fibroblast growth factor receptor binding; transmembrane receptor protein tyrosine kinase adaptor activity
Source: RefSeq, a predicted model, not a curated record